This is a messenger RNA of Thlaspi arvense, 1212 nucleotides long. Lineage: Eukaryota; Viridiplantae; Streptophyta; Magnoliopsida; Brassicales; Brassicaceae. The record is from the annotation of a GenBank genome assembly.
UUUCAAUCUACAACCUUAAAACCCAUUCCUAGUCGUUUCGAUUUCUCAAUACCAUCCAAAGGAAAUCUAAGAAAAAGAAAAAAGCCCUAGAUAUUUCCCCACAACAUUCCAUACGUAUAUAGUGUUAAUGGCACUCGUUAAUGACCAUCCCAAUGAGCCUACUUACAUCUCUAAACCAAAUUCUUCAGAAGACUCCUCGCCGGAGAAUUAUGCUUUAUAUCAGACAGACGUAGCUUAUACAGGCGGCGGCGGAGGAGGUUCGGAUUCAAGCAGUAGCACCAUGAACUCUGAUCAUCAACAUAAUCAAGGGUUUGUGUUUUACCCUUCCAAUGAAACCAUUGAAGAUCAUAUUUCUUUGAUGGAUUUCAACACUUCGUUAUUCCUUAGUUUCGAUCAUCUACGAAGCUUUACCCCUCCGGCAUCGGUCUUGGAUGGGAGCAUGAGUAACGGCUACACAGGUUGGAGUCAUAAUCAGUUCGAUAGUAUUAGCCCUGAUAGUUUCGGAUUGAGUAAACCAGCGACAAACCAUGAAAAUGGAGACUAUUCUGAUCCAAAUAUUGUUAACACUGGUUCAAGGCACGAGUCUACGUCCUUUAAACCCGCUGGAAAUAAACGUCCUUGCACGGGACAGAACACUCAAGCUUUAAAGAAGCCGUGUAGCGGUACGAAUGGGAAGGCCAAGCCCAAGGCAACAACUUCACCAAAGGAUCCACAAAGCCUAGCAGCCAAGGUUGAUUUGGUGACUAUGCUUGAGAAAGCAAUUGGCUAUGUCAAAUUUCUUCAAGUACAAGUAAAGGUACUUGCGGCCGAUGAGUUUUGGCCGGCACAAGGAGGAAAAGCUCCGGAUAUAUCUCAAGUUAAAGAAGCCAUUGAUGCAAUUCUCUCAUCAUCUCAACGAGAUAGAAUUAAGAAACAAAUUGCAGGAUAAUUAAUUAUGUUGCCGUCACAUUUGAAUUCUGUUUCAAAAUAGUUACUAAUACGUAACGUUAAGUUAUGUGAAACUCGAAAUUUUUUGGUUUAUUUUGUUUUUGUUUAAUAUGUAAGACCCAACAUUGAAGUCAUAUCUGUCAGAGACGUCGGUCCACACGAGGAUGUAAUCUUUAUAGUAGUUAGGUAUAGUUAUUAUUAUAUAUCUAUAUAUAUGUAUGUAUGUAUCAUCUAUUUUCUGUAAUUCUCUAAGUAAUGCAUAAUGUGAUUGUGCACAUUUUUGGA